UGUGUUUUUAUGUUGUUUGUUUUUGCACAGAACAUGGCAAGACCUUUUUUCCAAUUUAUAGACUAAUGCUGUUUUAAUGUUGAUUUAACAGUGUAAACUUCUGCUUAUUCUUCAGUCAGCAUGCAUGUUACUUUGCAUAAAGAAGGAACGUGCAGUCACACGUCGCCUGUCCCAUUGGCUCACGGCACUGUCACCUGCUGCUUGGGGUACAGCCCAAUUCCACUACCAAUGAGUACGGGUUUCGGUUUGAUUGUGUCGCGACUGACAGGAGAGGUUUUGGCUCCUACAUUUCAUUUAACUCUUUUAGAAUGGCGCUGUUGUUGGAUAAUCAGUUUUCCCCGCUUCCCAAUACAAGCGAAGUUGCUACAAAACCUUUUUUGGAUUCGGUAUGUCAUCUUCCGCCUUUCUUUGAUUGUCUAGGUUCCAAGGUUUUUGCUCCUAUCAAAGCUGACAUAAGUGGAAACAUCACAAAAAUCAAAGCUGUUUAUGACUCAGACCCAGCAAAGUAUGAGACCCUACAAAAGAUUCUGGAAGCUGAGAGAAGUGUCUAUGGGUCGAAUUGGCCUAAAGCUGGAGCCACGUUGGCUCUCAUGUGGUUAAAGAGAGGCUUACGCUUUGUGCAGAUCAUGCUACAGAGUCUGGCUGAUGGGGACAGGGACGAGAACAACCCUAACCUCAUCCGCGUCAACAUUACCAAAGCCUAUGACGGAGCGCUCAGGAGGUACCACGGCUGGAUAGUCCAGAAAGUCUUCAAGGCUGCUCUUCUCGCUGCACCAUACAGAUCAGACUUCCUGAAGGCCUUAUCCAAAGGUCAGGCAGUCACAGAGGAAGAAUGCCUAGCAAAGGUGCGGCAGUUCUUGGUGAAUUUCAGCGUCACUGUGGAUGCCAUCUAUGAGAUGUACACGACGAUGAACGCUGAGCUGGACUACACAGUGUGAACUUCUGUGUUGUGUGCGGUGUUGGGUUGAGCUCAGCUGCGCUUUUCUCAGGUCAGAUGGCAUUCUUCUAGAGUAAUCCAUGCCCCUCCACGUCAUGCUUCAUUAGGGCUUUUCACAAACCUGAAGAACCUGGUCCUUCUCACUCAUCACCUUUUGUAAGGACUUGGAUGCCUGUGGCCACCCAUGUUAGGGGAGUUCCUAUGGGAGCAAGACUUUACCAGCGGCUGCAUCAUGUUACUUAGCCAGGAGAACUUCUUACUUUCCCUACAAGAGCUUUUGAUUUGUUUGAUUUGCUUUCUUUUUUUUUUACAUUGGCUCUUGGAAUCGGUAUAUUACAAUACAAUAGAAAUGCAAUGGAAAAAAACUACCAUCCAGCAGAGUUUAGUCUAGUACCUACUGUAACGCAACAGGCUGUCUUCAUUCUCUGUAAAUCAGUGUGUUGGACUAGCGCUAGGACUGAAAUUUCCAGCAGUUCUCCUUGGGUUGGUCAGCCCAUACAAAUAUGUCGCUAUUUUACAAGAAAGACCCCAUAGCCCCUUAAAGAGGUCAUUGCUUUACAUUUAGCUCACACUGUUGCAAGCAGGAUUUCUCAUGGGAAUGCAUGAAGAAGUGCCUCACCACAGUCAAUGACUUCUUACUGUGUCUGUAGAAAUAUCAUUGAACAAUUGAGACCAGCUCUUGCUGGUACCUUUUCAUACAAUGGUACUUGCAGGCUGAGUCAGUGUUGGUGACUAGCUGACCAAUAUUAGUCACUUGCAAACAAACACUCAGGGUGAACAGCCUGAAAUACUGGAUAUAUUAUGCAACAGUGGAAGUAAUGAGAACUAUUAUGUAGAACUAAUGUAGAUGUUUGUGUUUUGAAUAUCUAACUGAUAAAUACUCUUACAGUUAUAAGGUUUAUAUGGUGGAGCAUUUUCAAUUUGGUGUUCCCAGAACAAUUUUCACAGAACGCCUUUUUAAAAUCUGUUUGUAUUUACUUAAAUUAAGAAUCCCAACCUUAUUAUUCACUCAAACAUGGUGAAAUCUCAUCAUGAAAUGUACAUUUUAUUUGUGUGUGUGUGUGUGUGUGUGUGUGUGUUUUUCUGGCAACUAUUUCUGACAAGUUCUUUGUUGCCAUAUUGAUGUACUGAGAGUGAGAUACUGGCAUUAAAAUGAGGGCAUCUGCAAU
Electrophorus electricus (electric eel) is the source of this 2106-nucleotide messenger RNA. RefSeq names its product glycolipid transfer protein b (gene gltpb). Gene Ontology annotation, biological process: intermembrane lipid transfer; ceramide transport. Gene Ontology annotation, molecular function: ceramide 1-phosphate transfer activity; ceramide 1-phosphate binding. Lineage: Eukaryota; Metazoa; Chordata; Actinopteri; Gymnotiformes; Gymnotidae. The record is from RefSeq and is a predicted model, not a curated record. Gene Ontology annotation, cellular component: membrane; cytoplasm; cytosol.